Molecule: messenger RNA, 3370 nt
Organism: Liolophura sinensis
Lineage: Eukaryota; Metazoa; Mollusca; Polyplacophora; Chitonida; Chitonidae
Product: para-nitrobenzyl esterase-like
Exons: 11
Coding region: 98-2014 (638 amino acids)
Source: RefSeq, a predicted model, not a curated record
AUACCUUCGAAUAAGUGUAAUAGGUCCAUGUUCACUUCUCCUUUUAAUGAUUUGUAUACUGAGAAAUUCGCCAUAGCUUUUUCCUGUGCAGUUCACCAUGUUGUUGUUGACAAUGUUGUUGGUGUUGCCCUUGUGCAGAGCACAGGUCAACAGUUUACCUGUGAUCAGAAAUACGACUUCAGGACAAGUUCUGGGUACGAUAGACAACCCUUUACCAGCCAGCGUUCAGGUGGAGAAGUAUUUCGGAAUUCCUUAUGCCAAACCCCCGGUCGGAGACCUUCGCUUUGAGGAUCCGGUAUUGAUGUCGCCAUGGGAACCAGAAGUCUUGGAAACGCUAAAUCUACAUCCGGCUUGUCCUCAGAUAGAUGAAGAUAUGCUAUAUAUCGCGGAGCACCGGGUUGACUUUAAUCAUACCGACGAGGAUUGCCUUUAUCUUAACGUCUUCGUACCAAUCCUGACAAACGCCACAAGGAUUCCUGUAACAUUUGACGCUAACAGCAACAAUAGCAUUCCAAACGGAACGACCUAUGGACAGAACGACGGCGAGCCUCUGGCAGUAUUGGUCUUCAUACACGGUGGCUCAAAUGUAGUGGGUACAGCCAAUAUGUUUGAUGGUGACGUGUUAGCGGCUACUGGGGGUAUCGUUGUGGUUACCAUCAACUACCGCUUGGCAGCCUUGGGUUUCCUGGGCACAGGUCAUCCAGACUUCCCCGGAAAUUACGGGAUCCUGGAUCAAAUCGCGGCUCUCCGUUGGGUACAGAACAAUAUCGCCUCCUUCAAUGGCGACCCGACUAAAGUCACUGUGAUGGGGCACAGCCAAGGUUCAUUUGACGUGGGUGUACUUCUUGUCUCUCCCUUAGCCAAAGGUUUAUUUCGCACUGCUAUAUGCCAGAGUGGACCUCCUACAUCUGCUUUGGCACAUCGUCGAUCUGAUCACGAUUCUGUACACGAGGUUCUCAGUCUUGGAAUGAUUUUCGGAUGUCAAAAUCUUACUCUUGCCGGCGUCAAGAAUUGCCUGAAGAAAACUGACGUCAUUCCGCUUUUAAAGAGCUACCCAAUCUAUGACUAUAAUCAGUUCCCUGCCAUCGUUGGGGACAAGGUGUUACCAAAGACUCCAGAAGAACUUAUGAAGACAGCGGAACUCAACGCACAGACGCUUUUAAUAGGGACCACCAGAGAUGAAGCUGCGAAAUGGUCUAACGACCGUGGAGGUUAUGAUUUCUUAUACGGCAUUUUACAACUACUACAUGUGGUGCCUACCGCGAUACAUUUCAAAGACCUUGUUGCCUUUGAGUAUACUGACAUGAGCUACGCAAAUAAUGCGACGACAAACAUCAGGAUAGGCAGUAUGACAUAUGGAGAUGCCGCCUUUGACGCUCCAACUAUUGAGACCUUACAAAUCUUGUCAAACAGAAGUCUUACCCUCUAUCAGUAUCGCUGGGAAUGGCGCUCAGAUUUAUAUCCGGACCCAGAAGUUACAGGUGUACACCAUGGUGUGGAUCUUUUCUACCUCUUCGGGUCGCCGUUGACGGGACAUGCGCUUUACAAUUACACAGAACAGGACAAACGUAUGAGUCAUCUUAUGAUGAAACAGUGGAGUCAUUUUGUCAAGUUUAGUUCCUUUGAGUUGAAUCAAACAGACUGGCCUAACCCACCUGCUUUAGACGAACUGCCGUACAACAUCAACACGAAGGCCUACACCAGGUUCUUUUAUAACAAUGGCACCCCUGCAAUGGCCCAAGGAUUCAACCUGAAACCUCGACAGACAAAGUUUUGGACAUCGAUCAUUCCAGAUUUGUACGACCAAAUUAACCGAACCCUCGCCGUAUGGAAUUCUAAUCCCGAUAAUCCCACUGACCUUUUUGAUAUCGAAGGGCUCAAGGAACAGAAGGAUCUAUUCUUAAUCCUUUUUCUCAUUUUCAUGGUUCUCUCUUGUUUUCUAUUGUUUCUAAUGUUGUUUAUUUGUGUUCUGUAUUGCACGAGUAAAAAUUCAAGCAAAUACUCGGUGAAAUGAUGUCAGUGUGGAAUGAAACAUAUGUAUUUUGCAACAUUAUAUAUUAACUCCUUGAACACCAGAUACCAUUUAUUGAUGCUGCCAAUAAUAUUUUAAACAUUCGUUGGCAUUACUGUACAUAUCAGUUUAAAAGUCUUUUCUGACCUUACAAAGUAGCACAUGUAAUAAUUCUAGUGCGCAUCGCGUUUGUCCGGUAAAAGCCGUUAAUUUAUGAUUACAAAGAUUUCUUUAAUUAUUAAAGGCAAAGAAAACACUAAGUUAUCAGUAUAUAUGAGAUGAAAGACAAAUUGUUUGAUUUAUUUUUCAAGAUUUUCUCCAAUCGAGUAAACUGGUUUUAAAACACAGAUUCUGCGUUGGUCAAUAAUGACCCAAAGAGUAUAACCGACAUACGUCCAUAUUUUUGGCUUGAAAUAGUUGGUUUCAAGGUCCAAUCUGCAAAUGCAUUCAUAGAUUUAUAUGAAAAUGCAUUUUUAAUAAUGAAACCUGGAAAUCUAUUUGAUUUAUUUGAAAAUACGUGAUGGGACGCCACUGUGCUUAGUAUGAUUAGAAAAGGCAAACGUAGAGAUCAAAGCUAUACUUCCAUUUUACUAUUACUAGGUUGAAAAAAUUGUGAAAAAAAGAUGUGGAACUAUUUUAUUGGUCUUUUAUCUGACGUAUAUUUUACAUUAGUGUUUUCUUUGCCUUUAAGAUAGCCCUGAUCAGAGUAUUAUGCUACAUGAAAUGGGGCUUUGUCGCCAUCAGUGUUUUGACAUGAACAACGCAGUGACGCUGAACGUCAGACUGAUGCAUGAUAUAAAUCUACAUUCUUUUAGUAUUUCAUUACGACAGUAAUUAUUGACAAUGCCCUUGGAGAUCAAUCUGUAUUCCCUGUCUCGAAUAUAUCUCAAUGGUUUCUCUGUGUCUCUACUUUUCAAAUAUAUAUAUCGAACUGCAGUCAAUCUUCUUUGCCAUGUCAUCUUGUGUAGAGCAAAGCCAUAAGGGCAAGUUUUGGCUCGAUACAGGGACAUGCCCCCCCCCCCCCCCAAAAAAAAUGAGCGAUGUCUGGAGAGGAACGCUUUGCGAGUUUUUCAACAAUUCAUUAGCUUAUUUUAUUACUCUUUAUAUUGUAAGUAUAUAAUAAAUGUUUUGAAACUUUACAAACAUGUCCAAUAACAUGUUAAACCAGUGUAAUUUCGAACCUUGAACCUCUAAGUUUGCAUGUUGAGAUGUCGGUGUACCAAGUAUAUUGGGAAGACAGUAGAUAUAGUAAGUCUAUCUGGUGAUGGGGGAAUGGGUGAGUGUGGCGCAUAAUGCGUUUUAUUCCGCAUAGAAUUUUAGGCUAUUCUUCUAUGUUUAAUAAUAUGUAUAAAAUAAAGU